Molecule: messenger RNA, 1509 nt
Organism: Drepanopeziza brunnea f. sp. 'multigermtubi' MB_m1
Lineage: Eukaryota; Fungi; Ascomycota; Leotiomycetes; Helotiales; Drepanopezizaceae
Biological process (GO): monosaccharide transmembrane transport
Cellular component (GO): membrane
Molecular function (GO): hexose transmembrane transporter activity
Source: RefSeq, a predicted model, not a curated record
AUGGCUUCCCCCGGACUACGACAGUCCGUUCGCGACGUGACCCUUUAUUUGGUUUACCUGAUCUUCAUCUCCACAUUAGGACCCCUCCAAUUUGGAUACCAUCUCUCGGAACUUAACGCUCCUCAAGAUGUUAUUACCUGCAAAAACACCUCCAACGUCGACGAGCUUGGCUCGAAGCCCGACUCCAAGCUUCCCCAAUGUAUCCCCAUGAACGAGGUCGAAUUUGCCGCCCUGUCUUCCAUGUUCGUUCUGGGUAGCUUCAUCGGCGCCAUCACUUCAGGUCCGAUUGCUGGGUCCUAUGGCAGGCUGCUCGCUAUGAGAAUUACAAGUGUCUUCUUCGUCGUGGGCUCUGGUCUGGCAACCUUGUCUGGCUCAGUGCCUAUGCUGUCCGGCGGCAGAUUUCUGGCUGGUAUCGGGGCAGGCGCCUCGACCGUCAUUGUGCCGAUUUACAUCUCGGAGGUUGCGCCACCGAAAGAGAGAGGGCUGUUUGGAUCCAUGACACAGGUUACCAUCAAUAUUGGCAUCUUGAUCACACAGAGUUUGGGAUACUAUCUCAGCAAAGACUCGCUAUGGAGGAUCAUACUGGCGGUUGGAGCUGGGCUUGGCCUGAUGCAGGGCAUAGGAUUGUGCUUUGUGCCAGAGAGUCCAGCAUGGCUUGCAUCUCACAAAAAUCCGCAGCAAGCUGUUCGAACUCUUCAGCGUAUCCGGGGCCACGGGUCCUCUAUCGCUGAGGAGAUCGAAGACUGGGAUGUUGACAGGGACGUUCCCGAACAGGAGAGGCUUUUGGUUGACUCCGAGGCCCGAGGGAGACGUCCUUCCAUCACAAGCAGAGCCUUUUCCAAGUCUGUGGCACAUGUCGGAUUCUUCCAAGUGAUACGAGAUCCUUUCUACCGGCCUGCGAUCAUUGCUGUCAUCGGUAUCAUGUGCGCGCAGCAACUUUGCGGUAUCAACAGCAUCAUGAUGUACUCGGUUUCACUUCUUCACGGCGUGUUGCCCAUCACCUCCUCCCUACUCACCAUCAUGAUCUCGCUUGUCAACCUCUUCACGACCGUAGCAUGCGCUCCAUUGCCGGAUAAGAUUGGCCGUAAGGCUUGCUUGCUCCUUUCAAUCUCUGGAAUGGGAACCAUGUCGCUUGUUCUGGCUCUAGCCCUACGCUGGGAGUUCAAAUUUCUCUCUGCAAUCUCGGUGCUCUUAUUCGUUGCCUUCUUCGCCGGUGGUCUCGGUCCUGUACCAUUCAUGAUGGCCAGCGAGUUGGUGGGCACAGAAGCUGUCGGUGCAACCCAAAGCUGGGCUCUGGGGGCAAACUAUGUCGCCACUUUCCUUGUGGCCCAGUUCUUCCCUAUACUGAACACCUUCUUGAAUGAGAGGUUUGGCGGGAAGGGCUGGGUUUAUUUCAUUUUUGCCGUACUGGCCGCGGCUUCCUUUGUGUUCGUCAGCUGGAAAGUGCCCGAGACAAAGGGGAAAAAAGACCCUGAUGAGGUGUGGGGGCGGACCCGAAGAGCGGAUUGA